Endocarpon pusillum Z07020 is the source of this 663-nucleotide messenger RNA. RefSeq lists its product as uncharacterized. The transcript has a single exon. The record is from RefSeq and is a predicted model, not a curated record. Lineage: Eukaryota; Fungi; Ascomycota; Eurotiomycetes; Verrucariales; Verrucariaceae. Bases 1 to 663 code for a protein of 220 amino acids.
AUGUCUCACCAUCCUGAUGCCGCAGAAGAGCUCUUCGACCAGAUGGGAGAGACAUACAAAGAUGCUUUUGCAGAGAAUGAAGGCCUGUAUCGAGCAUUAGAUGGAUUGAAAUCGUAUCAUGAAUCUAUAUCAACUGUGCUGGACGUAGGAUGUGGCCCUGGAGGACCAGCUGCUUAUCUUGCUCAGCAAGGAUACAGAGUCACUGGUAUUGAUAUUUCUCCAAAGAUGGUGGACUACUGCACGAAGCAUAUCCCUGGAACAUUCUUAAAAGUCUCUAUGACUGAAUACGCUCCAAGUGAGAGAUUCGACGCCGUGAUCUCAACCUUUUCGUUACUUCAACUCCCGUACCAUUCUGUCUACUCCAUGCUCUUCAAGAUGGCAUCGUGGCUACGCCCAGGUGGAAUUUUCAUCUUGGGUACGGUCGACCCCGAGGGAAAUCGCGGCGGAGAGGCUAUGCAGGGCGUGACAUCCGAUUACGUGGAAGGAUACCCUGUGCCUUUCAUGAAUACUACCGUCGCACUCACUUUGAUCACGACAAAGGGGCUACUCGCAAUUAUCCAGCAGACCGGCCUUGUGAUUCGCAGCGUGGAAAAGCAUACGUUCAUGCCCACAACCGGAGAACAGGAGGAGCAUAUUUUCAUCACAGCUCAGAGGACUACCUAA